Molecule: messenger RNA, 3088 nt
Organism: Sphaeramia orbicularis (orbiculate cardinalfish)
Lineage: Eukaryota; Metazoa; Chordata; Actinopteri; Kurtiformes; Apogonidae
Gene: ubqln4
Product: ubiquilin 4
Exons: 11
Coding region: 1-1743 (580 amino acids)
Biological process (GO): ubiquitin-dependent protein catabolic process
Cellular component (GO): cytosol
Molecular function (GO): polyubiquitin modification-dependent protein binding
Source: RefSeq, a predicted model, not a curated record
AUGGCUGACCAAGGCGCUGCAGAUCCUGGUAAUAACAAUAAUAAACCUGAGGCUUCGGAGGGAACUAUUAUCAAGGUCACAGUAAAAACCCCUAAAGAUAAAGAAGAAAUCGCCAUCGCUGAAGAUGCCUCCGUCACUCAGUUUAAAGAAGAGAUCUCACGGCGGUUCAAAGCCAAACAGGACCAAUUGGUUCUGAUUUUCGCAGGGAAGAUCUUGAAGGAUGGUGACAGCCUCAGCCAGCAUGGCAUCAAGGAUGGCCUGACAGUUCACCUAGUCAUAAAGACAGCACACAAGGCAAGUGAUGGUGGCAGCACCUCAGCGUCUUCUAGUUCAUCCUCAACUCAAGCAGGCAGUGCCUCCACUUCUACUCCAGGAACCAAUCCAUCCUCCACAGCAGGAUCUACUGGCUCUGCCCCACCACCCACACAGACGCCCAACAUACUGACUGGAUUUGGAGACCUUGCUGGUCUGGCUGGACUGGGCAUGGGCUCGGCUAACUUCAUGGAACUGCAGCAACAGAUGCAGAGGCAGCUCAUGUCCAACCCAGAGAUGCUUUCUCAGAUCAUGGAGAACCCGCUGGUGCAGAACAUGAUGUCCAACCCAGACUUAAUGAGACAGAUGAUCAUGGCUAACCCGCAGAUGCAGCAGCUAAUGGAACGCAACCCUGAGAUUUCCCACAUGCUUAACAACCCUGAGCUCAUGAGACAGACCAUGGAGUUAGCCAGAAACCCAGCCAUGAUGCAGGAAAUGAUGCGGAACCAGGACAGAGCUCUGAGCAACUUGGAGAGCAUCCCAGGAGGUUACAAUGCGUUACGCAGGAUGUACACAGACAUCCAGGAACCCAUGUUCAGCGCUGCUAGGGAACAGUUUGGUAGCAACCCCUUCUCAGCUCUAGGUGGAGGCUCUGACUCUGGCGCCCAGCCAUCACGAACAGAGAACCGUGAGCCCCUUCCCAACCCAUGGGGGCCGCCAAAUUCUUCAAACCCAACUGAGAGUGGAGGCACCACAGGAAGUACUAGUACCACUGGCGGCACCAACCCCACUGUGUCCAACCCUCUGGGCAUCAACCCUGGCAGUCUUGGAAAUGGGAUGUUUAAUAGUCCUGGGAUGCAGAGCCUAAUGCAGCAGAUCUCUGAAAACCCCCAGCUGAUGCAAAACAUGCUUUCUGCUCCCUACAUGCGCAAUAUGAUGCAGUCACUGGCUCAAAACCCAGAGUUGGCCUCCCAGGUUUUGAUGAAUAACCCAUUGUUUGCUGGAAACCCUCAGCUGCAGGAGCAGUUCAGAGCUCAACUGCCCAUCUUUCUCCAACAGAUGCAGAACCCAGAGGCCCUGUCAGUCAUGACCAACCCCCGAGCCAUGCAAGCCCUAAUGCAGAUCCAGCAGGGCUUACAAACACUGCAGACAGAGGCUCCCGGCCUCAUGCCCAGUUUGAUGUCAGGUGGUGUGCCUGGCAUCCCCACAGGAGGAGGCAUGCCCACAGAGAACCCAGCCUCAUCACCCAGCAGUGCAGGAACAAGCACCGCCCAGCAGCAGCUGAUGCAACAGAUGCUCCAAAUGUUUGCUGGAGGAGGUGGAGGAGGAAGUGCAACGAGUCAGACCCCAGAGGUUCGGUUCCAGUCCCAGCUGGACCAGCUGAACGCUAUGGGAUUCAUCAACCGUGAGGCCAACCUGCAGGCCCUCAUCGCUACUGGAGGAGACAUCAAUGCCGCUAUCGAGAGACUGCUGGGCUCACAGCCCUCGUAAAGACAUACAGUACAUACUGACACACGCACACACAUACACAACCAAUACACCCAGCAUCUACAGAGAACCAAGAAAAUUUAAGUGUAUUGUCCCAAACUUUACAGAAGAAGCGUGGGCAGGAUCGAUAAGACCACCAUUCUACAUCUGCUCUCAGAUCAUUCCCUAGCCCCCAUAUUUUCCUCUUUUUGGCAUCAUCCAUGUACAUCUGUUCCAGAGUGCUGCUGCAGAGCCGGACUGAACCACUCUCACCCAGAGGAGUUUUCUGGUGCAGAGAAAAUAAGCAAAAACAUCACCUGAAAAAGGAUUCCCAGCCAUGUCUUUAUCUCUCUAUUGUUUUUUCCUCUUCAUUUAAAAAAAAAAAACUGGAGUGUUGCAGACCAGCACGUACAUAAUACACAUUAAACCCAAGUGAUGUGAUUGGCUGUUGACUCUGUUCCAAACAUGCCUGCGGUGAGGAAGUUUGUUAGCUUUUUAUCUAGCAAACUGGUCGGUGCAUGAAGAUCUGGUAUAAAGACAGUAACCUCGAACACAAACAGGAAGAUAUCAUUUCCACACAGACAUUCAACCUUAUUUUUCCAUUUCGACGGUCUUGAGAGUCUACAUAAAUCACUGUUUUCGCCCAAUGACUUUCACUAUUUAUUACAAACUUUUAAGAAACGACGCCCUUCACACUUCCUUACAGUUGUAAUUUGUCAUUCCAGAUAGAAAUGCCCUCUCUCGGGCGCACAGUGUCUUUUUCUUUGGAGGCACUACUGCUGUGCCUUCUGUUCUCUCCCUGCCCUAUAAGAGCAUCGUUGGCAAAUUACACCUCCCCACUCAGUGAGUUCAUUAGAAACCUUGACCAGUGGUCCCAGUAAGUCCCACAUAGCAUCGUUCAGGACUUAAACCAUAAUCCAGAUAUCACAUCACUGCAGUUCUGAAGCAAAGGAUGCUGUUAGAAUGAAUAUGAAUGAAACAAACAAGCUUUCCUUUCAUUUUAAUCUGAUUCUUUUAUUUUAUUUUUCUUUUUUUUGUGAGGUGCAGUUAGUACCUAGAGAUAAUUAAGAUUUGUCUCGCAUUAAAUAAACAUGGAAAUCAAGUGAAUAAAAAAAAGAAGAAUGGAAAGGCUUUACAAACAAUUCUUGGUAUGGUGGCACCAUACGUUUCUAAAUCAAGUUCUAGUUUGUCUUUUUUUUUUUCUUUUGAAAAUCUCAGCAUUGUAGUUGUGGUAACCUUGGCAACUGCUUCUAUAGCUUUGCUUUGUCUGUUGACCUCAGCUGAAAGAAAAUCCAUCUCCCUAUUGAACAUGUUGAAACUAACUUUUAACAGUACUGUACUAAAAAAAAUAAAACAUGGUCAAAAACAA